CAGAUGAACCGACUUUAGAGCGAACUAACAAAACUGGCGCGUCUCCACGGGACCGUAACAUAGGCCUGCGGACAUACAAAAACCCUAAACCACGAGCCACCACGAUAUAUAAUUGAGUUAGCUUUGCCACUGGGUUCUUAAAACUCUCGUACUCAAAACCCUUCAACCGUCAAAAUAUCUCCUCAGAACUAGGGUUUUGUGUGUGAUUUCCUUAAAAUAUAUACGCUUCUCUCUUCAGCCCUAACAUGGGAAAGUCUAGCAAGAAAUCCACUACCAAAGUUGAUGUUCCUCCUGUUGCAGCAGCUACAAAGUCUGCCAAGAAAGGUGUCAAGAGAGAAGCUGAAGAUGCUAUUGAGGAGAAACCGGUGAUUUUGAAGAAGCAGAAAGGGAAUGACGGGCUAGCACAGGCUGUUCAGAAGGAGAAAGCUCAAGCUAAGACAACUAAGAAAAUAAAAAAAGAGGAAACCAGUAGUUCAGAUAAGGAUUCUUCAGAUUCCGAGGAAGAACAGAAGGUUAGCGUUGUGGGUAAGAAGGGAGUUAAUGUUGCAAAACCCCCUGUUAAAGACUCUAGUAGUGAAGAGGAUGAUUCGUCUUCUGAUGAAGAGCCCCCGAAGAAGCCAGUAACUGCCAAAAAUGGCAAUAUUUCUGCCCCUAAUAAGACAAGCAAGGUGGCUAGCAGCAGUUCAGAUUCCUCUGAUGAUAGUUCUGAUUCUGAUUCUGAUGAGAAACCUCCAAAGAAGCAGGCAGUUGCUGCCCAACCUGAUAGUAGCUCAGAUUCCUCAGAUGAUUCUGAUUCUGAUGAGGAUCCUAAAGCCAAGAUAACACCAGCAUUGGCUGGAGCUAAAAAUGGUGGUUCUGCUCCUCCAAAGAAGAAAGAUACAUCAAGUGGCAGUUCAGAUGAGGAAUCAGAUGAUAGCUCAGAUGAGGAUGAUUUUAAAGCCAAGGUAACACCAGCAUUGGCUGGAGCUAUAUAUGGUGGUUCUGCUCCUCCAAAGAAGAAGGAUACAUCAAGUGACAGUUCGGAUGAGGAAUCGGAUGAAAGCUCAGAUGAGGAUGAGAAAUCCACCAAAGUGGUUACUGCUGCUGCACCCAAGAAAAUUGCUGAAUCAAGUGAUAGCUCUGAUGAGGAUACUGAUGAUAGUAGUGAAGAAGAUGAGAAAGCAGCUGUUGUGAAGAAAGGAUCUGUUGCAGCUCCAAAGAAAAAGAAAAAGAUGGAUGUUGAUAGUAGCUCUGAGGAGGAAAGCGAUGAUGAGCCUCAGAAGAAAAAGUCCACUGUACCUGUAAAUAAUGCUAAAACUGUUAAAAAGGAAAGCAGUAGUGAUGAGGAUGACUCAGAUGAUUCAGAUGAAAGUGAGGAGGAAGAAGAAGCCAAGACUCCAAAAAAGAAGGACACUGAUGUAGAAAUGGUUGAUGCUGAUUCAAAAUCUAGAAAGAAAGCUCCCCAAACUCCCAUCACUCCUAAAGGUCAAUCAACCGGCCCGAAAACAUUGUUUGUCGGCAAUCUACCUUUCCAAGUUGAACAAGCUGAUAUAGAACAUUUCUUUAAGGAUGCUGGGGAGGUAGUUGAUAUCCGUUUGGCAUCAGAUGUUGAUGGGAGAUUUAAAGGCUUUGGACAUGUUGAAUUUUCUACAGCAGAAGCUGCAAAUAAAGCUCUUGAGUUGAAUGGUCAAUUGUUGGGUAAUCGUGAAGUUAGGCUUGAUUUGGCUCGCGAAAAGGGCUCAUACACUACACCUUAUAGCAGUAAAGAAGCCAACUCAUUCAAGAAGGGAGGGAAAGGUCAAUCCCAAACAAUAUUUAUCAGGGGUUUUGAUUCAUCACUUGGUGAAGAUGAGAUCAGGAGUGCCCUGGAAAAUCAUUUUGGUUCGUGUGGAGAGGUGUCAAGGAUUUCCAUUCCUCAAGAUUAUAAUACUGGUGGUGUUAAGGGGAUUGCUUACAUGGACUUCACAGAUAGCAGUAGUUUCAACAAUGCCCUAGAAAUGAAUGGAUCUGAACUUGGUGGGUAUUAUUUGGUCGUGGAAGAGGCAAGACCAAGGGGUGAUGGCUCAGGCAGUGCUCGUGGUGGCGGCCGCAGUGGUGGUAGAAGUGGUGGGAGAAGUGGUGGUAGAGAUGGUGGUGGCCGUUUUGGCGGUAGAGAUGGUGGUGGCCGUUUUGGUGGUAGAGGACGUGGAGGUGGCCGAGGUGGUGGUAGGGGACGUGGAACAGCUAGUAGGCCAAGCAUGACUGCUGCUAGCACAGGGAAGAAGACAACCUUCAAUGACGGGGAUUAGUAAAGCACUGAGGCAAUUAAUUGUUUUUUUUGGCCCCUUUUUUAAACCUUUAACGAGCAUCAAUAUUUUAUUGUUUUUGGUAGUCUAGUAGAAAGAUUUUGCGCUGUAAGAUUUAAAACUUAAGUUGAAUUUCAUUUGUUUAA
Mangifera indica (mango) is the source of this 2410-nucleotide messenger RNA. Its product is annotated as nucleolin 1-like. The transcript is spliced from 20 exons. Lineage: Eukaryota; Viridiplantae; Streptophyta; Magnoliopsida; Sapindales; Anacardiaceae. Gene Ontology annotation, molecular function: RNA binding. The record is from RefSeq and is a predicted model, not a curated record. Bases 246 to 2267 code for a protein of 673 amino acids.